This is a messenger RNA of Ornithodoros turicata, 1353 nucleotides long. RefSeq names its product histone-lysine N-methyltransferase SMYD3-like. NCBI's taxonomy places the organism in Eukaryota, Metazoa, Arthropoda, Arachnida, Ixodida, Argasidae. The record is from RefSeq and is a predicted model, not a curated record. Bases 46 to 1302 code for a protein of 418 amino acids. Gene Ontology annotation, cellular component: nucleus. Gene Ontology annotation, molecular function: protein binding. The transcript has 12 exons.
CACAACUUGGGUAAGCCUCAAGGUGCGUGGUGCUCGUGCUCGGCAAUGCGAACGUACAAGAGAGGCGAUAUCAUCCUCACGUCGAAGCCGUUCGCUUGCGUCGUCGAUCCGCAGAGUUCGGCUGGUAAAGUUUGCGACUUCUGCUUCAAAAGAACAGACUGCCUAAAGCCAUGUGCCCGAUGCAGGGUGGCGUACUACUGCAACAAAUUGUGCGAGACGUCAGCUCUGUCGGACCACUUACAAGAAUGUCGCUACCUGCAAAAGGCUUACCCUCACAUUCCUACGACGACCGUCAGGCUCAUGGCAAGAGUGCUGCUCAAGUUGAAGCGCAUGCACAAGAAGGACUGCAAAGAGUUGCUUCCUGGCGGACGCACACGAUCGUUCCAAGACCUCCUAUCACAUUCGAACGACAUAAUGAACGAUGCAGCCGUUCUCCCACGUUUCCGGGCUAUAUGGGCCACCUUACAGGACUUCCUCGGGGAUGAGAACCUUCCACCCAUUGACGAAGGACUCGAAAUCUACGGAAAGCUCAUAAUAAAUACUUUCUGCAUCAGUGACAAUGACCUGAAACCUGUUGGACAAGGCCUGUAUUUAGCGGCAUCCAUCUUCGACCAUUCCUGCGAACCAAAUGCCGCGUUUACGUUCGAAGGCACCCAGAUAACUGUACGCGCCACGAGGAACAUGAGAGUAGAAGACAUGAGAGAGAUUUACAUUUGUUACGUCGACAAGGCCCAACUGGCUCAAGAUCGGAUCGCUUCUCUCCAGGAGCAGUAUUAUUUCACAUGCUGCUGUCGCCUUUGUUGGCAAGCCACUCACGUAAAUAAUGUGGAGAUACUGGAAGAGAAGUCCCACGGUCUCAGCGAGAGCAUUCGGAGUUUACAGAGGCAGCUGGAACAUGCCGAUAGUCCAGACGAUACCAGUAGGAUCCUCGAAAAGAGUGGCGACAUCUUGCGCCAGGUGGGCGAACUGCCCGCCAACGAUGUCUCCAAAGUGGAAGCCCUCGAACUGGCCUUCGAAGCAGCAACGAAAUUUGGUCUCUACAACCGGGCUGUUGUCUACGCACUCCAAGGAAUUGAAAUCAUAAGGGCCUGUUACGGAGAGUUCAGCACCAAAUAUGCCAUACGUUUAGCGAACCUAGGCAAGAUGUUUUAUUACCUGCACGACCAACGCAAUGCAGAUGCGUUUUUACAAGAGGCAUCCCACGUCGUGGCAAUCACUCACGGAAAAAACCACAGCGUGUACAGGGACGUCCUCAGGUAUCGCCAGCUCUGUAGGAGAUCCAAGGCACAGAGGACCCGCUGAUGCCUACCUAUACAUUUAUUCUGUACAAUAAAUCAAGCACGUAGCACCAUC